Messenger RNA from Rattus rattus (black rat), 2210 nucleotides. RefSeq names its product kelch like family member 42 (gene Klhl42). Gene Ontology annotation, molecular function: protein binding. NCBI's taxonomy places the organism in Eukaryota, Metazoa, Chordata, Mammalia, Rodentia, Muridae. The coding region runs from base 64 to 1545 and encodes 493 amino acids. The record is from RefSeq and is a predicted model, not a curated record. The transcript has 3 exons.
GCGGAGGCUGUGCGCCCGGGGGAGGAGCCUGAGCGGCCCGGCAGCGGGCGCAGCGGCCCAGCCAUGUCGGCCGAGGAGAUGGUGCAGAUCCGCCUGGAAGACCGCUGCUACCCGGUGAGCAAGAGCAAACUGAUCGAACAGAGCGACUACUUCCGUGCUCUCUACCGCUCCGGCAUGCGCGAGGCCGUGCGGCCCGAGGUGGGUCCGGAGGUGCAGCAGCUGCGCGGCCUGAGCGCUCCGGGCCUGCGGCUGGUGCUGGACUUCAUCAACGCGGGCGGCGCGCGCGAGGGCUGGGGCCUGAGCGAGGACGAGCUGGCCGAGGCCAGCGUGCUGGCCGAGAUGGUGGAGGCCGCGUCCUUUCUGCAGGUCACGGCGCUGCUGCGCUUGCUGCUGUCGCAUGUGCGUCUGGGCAACUGCCUGGAGCUGUACCGCCUGGCGCAGGUGUAUGGGCUGCCCGACCUGCAGGACGCCUGCCUGCGCUUCAUGGUGCUGCGCUUCCACCAGGUGCUGUGCCAGCCGCAAUUCCCGCUACUGCUGUCGCCGCCUCAGGCCCCCGGGGACUGCAGCCUGAAGCAGAGGUUGCGGGAGGCCCGCAUGCGCGGGACCCCGGUCCUGGUGGCCCUGGGGGACUUCCUCGGGGGACCCCUGGCUCCGCACCCGUAUCAGGGGGAACCCCCGUCCAUGCUUAGGUAUGAGGAGACCACAGAGCGCUGGUUCCCCCUGGCCAACAACCUGCCCCCCGACCUGGUGAACGUCAGGGGCUACGGCUCAGCCAUCUUGGACAACUACCUCUUCAUCGUGGGUGGUUACAGGAUCACCAGCCAGGAGAUCUCGGCCGCACACUCCUACAAUCCCACCACCAACGAGUGGCUGCAGGUGGCUUCCAUGAACCAGAAGCGAUCUAACUUCAAACUUGUGGCUGUCAAUUCAAAGCUUUACGCCAUCGGCGGGCAGGCUGUUUCUAACGUGGAGUGCUAUAACCCCGAACAAGAUGCGUGGAAUUUUGUGGCUCCCCUGCCGAACCCUCUGGCUGAGUUCUCUGCGUGCGAGUGCAAGGGGAAGAUUUACGUCAUUGGUGGAUAUACUACCCGAGAUCGCAACAUGAACAUCCUGCAGUACUGCCCCUCCGCUGACCUCUGGACACUGUUUGAGACCUGCGACGUCCAUAUCCGCAAGCAGCAGAUGGUGUCCGUGGAGGAGACCAUCUACAUUGUGGGCGGGUGUCUCCACGAACUGGGGUCCAACCGCAGGAGCAGUCAGAGCGAGGACAUGCUCACGGUGCAGUCCUACAACACGGAAACUCGGCAGUGGCUCUACCUGAAGGAGAACACGUCCAAAUCUGGCCUGAACUUGACGUGCGCACUACACAAUGACGGCAUCUACAUUAUGAGCAGGGACGUCACCCUGUCCACCAGCUUGGAGCACCGAGUGUUUCUCAAGUACAACAUCUUUGCCGACAGCUGGGAAGCCUUCAGGCGGUUCCCAGCCUUCGGACACAACUUGUUGAUCUCCUCUCUCUAUUUGCCCAAUAAAGCAGAGACCUGACUGCUUCCACAGGACUUAAAAGAAAAAUCUGGUUCAAGGGGGGAAAAAAAACGAAAGGCAAGCCUUUGAAAUACGGACUCCUGAAGAGACAAAGUGGGCUAACGUAACGUAGGUCACGUGGGUAGGACGGCUCUGCUGUAAAUAAGCUUCCUUGAGCUAGUUACUUGAAAACGUGGGGUAAAGAGACCAACCGUAUUCUUUCUAGAUUGUUUUUUGUACCAUGGGAACAAAUGUCACAAAAAGUAUUCAACCAAACCGAAGCAGUUUUGGGCCAACAACUAAAACCCACCCUUAAAAGUAGACUGCCGGGGUCUGCUUUGAACGGGUCGAGGUCAGUAGCAAACAUCACAGUAGCAAUGGCUUUCUUCUGUGUUUUUCCCGUUGGGAAUGGAACCCAGGGCCUCACGCGAGUCCCGAAAGGAUGACUUUAAAGACACUUGCUUCAGGUCACCUGCGAUCUCGUCAGUAGGGACUUUCCUUUUGGUGAUCAGCGUUUGACAAGCUUUAGGAUCCGCCCACCUCUAGUCUCCUGCUCCCUUGUCACCCAGGCUCUCUGGGCAGACAUUUUACCGUAUAUUUGCUUUCAGAAACCCCGACGGGCAUGUCCAACCUUUUGACAUUUAGAAAUUAUCAUUUGUAAACUUUGUGCACACUUGAGUUACCUU